Pristis pectinata (smalltooth sawfish) is the source of this 2290-nucleotide messenger RNA. RefSeq names its product RNA pseudouridine synthase domain containing 2 (gene rpusd2). Bases 54 to 1589 code for a protein of 511 amino acids. NCBI's taxonomy places the organism in Eukaryota, Metazoa, Chordata, Chondrichthyes, Rhinopristiformes, Pristidae. The transcript has 4 exons. Gene Ontology annotation, molecular function: pseudouridine synthase activity; RNA binding. The record is from RefSeq and is a predicted model, not a curated record. Gene Ontology annotation, biological process: pseudouridine synthesis.
ACACCCACCCCGGACACUUCUUGGCUCCGGUCCCGAGGCCCCCGGAAGUUACUAUGUGGUGGCCGCGCUGCCGCCUGCCUGCAGUUCGCGUGGUGGCUGCCAGGAUGAGCGAGGCGGCCGGCGGCGAUAAACGGAAAGAACCGGAGGAGGAGCCGGGAGUCGGGCUCCAAGAUAACGGGCAGCCCCCGACGAAAAAGCCGCGGAGCAAGAAGGGCAAGAACGGCCGGGCGGGCGAGCGCUAUGUGCCCCCGCCCGGCAAGAAGAAUCUGGGCAUCAGCUUCAGUCAUCAGCACUUCAGCGAGACGGAGUAUUACUUCGAGCAUGGACUGAGGAAGGUCCUUCCCUACUACUUUGACUUCCAGACCUACUGUAAGGGCCGCUGGGUGGGGAAGACCCUGCGCGACGUCUUCAGUACGGAGUUCCGGGUGGAGCCCAUCGAGUACUACACACAGGCAGCCAGAGCAGGCAGAAUCCGGCUCAAUGAGCAGCCCGCCGACCUCAACACCGUCCUAAAGAACAAUGACUUCAUGCGGAACACGGUGCACAGGCACGAACCGCCGGUUACUGCCCAGCCGAUCGUGAUCCUGAGCCAGAACCAGGAGCUGGUGGUAGUAGAUAAGCCGGCUUCCAUUCCCGUCCACCCCUGCGGCCGGUUCCGACACAACACUGUCAUCUUCAUCCUGGGCAAGGAGUACAACCUGACUGAGCUUCACACAAUCCACCGGCUGGACCGCCUCACCUCCGGCGUCCUCAUGUUCGCUCGGACGUUGGAGGUCUCCAAGAAAAUAGACCAGCAAGUCCGAGAGAGACAGGUGCAGAAGGAGUACGUGUGCCGGGUGGAGGGGGAGUUCCCUGACGGUGACGUGUGGUGCGAGGAGCCCAUCCUGGUGGUCUCCUACAAGGUGGGUGUGUGCCGGGUGCACCCCGCCGGGAAGCCCUGCCGGACCAUCUUCCGGAGGCUGAGCUACAACGGGCGCUCCAGCAUGGUGCGCUGCCUGCCGUACACCGGCCGCACCCACCAGAUCCGCGUCCACCUGCAGUACCUGGGCCACCCCAUCAUCAACGACCCCGUGUACAACACCGAGGCCUGGGGCCCCCACCGGGCCAAGGGCGGCAAGCUGGACAAGACAGACGAGGAGCUGCUGAGGGACCUGGUGGAGGUUCACCGACUGCGAGAGAGCCUCGACCUCGUGGGUCUCCCGGACGGAGAGCGGUCCAGCGCUGGUGAGGGGGGGGAGAGCCCCCUGCGGCCGCCGGGUAACCAGGCAGAGAGCCCCGCUGGCGAGGAAGGGGAGAGCUCCCUGCCACUGCCGGGUAACCGGGCGGAGAACCCCGCCGGCAAGGAAGGGGAGAGCUCCCUGCGGCCGCCGGGUAACCAGGCGGAGAACCCCGCCGGCAAGGGAGGAGGUGCCACAGGGCGGCCGGAGGUGGUGAAAGACGAUCUGUGCAGCGAGUGUCGACUGGUCAGGAGGGAUCCUGCUCCCGGGGACCUGGUCAUGUAUCUGCAUGCACUGCGGUACACGGGGCCGGACUGGGAGUACUCCUCCCCACUCCCCGCCUGGGCUGCUGCAGACUGGGACCAGAUCUGAGCGGUUGGCUGCAGUAUCAGCCCACUGGCAGUGCCUGCAUCAAAUGCACGGGUGUGCAUAUCUGCAAAUGCACACUCACGGGAGCGUUGCACACAGGUGUCGGGUUGUCUUGUAUGAGCGGCUGCUUAAAGACGGCUUCCCCUGCACUCUGAGUGCUUGUUUUGUGGCCGUGCUCCCUCUGUGGCUGACUGCGUCCUACCGUGGCCUGCAGCUUGUCAUCCUGUGACGAAGGAGCCGCAAAAGCCCCAAGGUCGGUGGUCUGGGUGAGAGGUACCCGUGCACAGGAGUCGGGCCCAGGGCAGGAUUGGGCCCCCAAUAGUGAUGCAUUCUGCAGUUGAAAAGCUCGUCCACUGGACUGGGAACUUGCGGAGUGGAGCCAGCCAGCAUCCUACAUCCCUCCCUCAAUGAUGGGAGCGGGGGAUGAGGAGCACAACACUUUCUCCAAUCAUUCCUGCAGCUUUACUGUGGUCUGGUGGACUCCCCUCUGUAACUGACACGACAUCAAUGAUGCUUCUUAGCUGCUGAGACUGAUAGUUCAACAGCAUUUUGUGUUUUUUAACGCUAUAGUUCAACAGCAUUUUGUGUUUUUUAACGCUAUAGUUCAACAGCAUUUUGUGUUUUUUAACGCUACUCCUGCUUGUUUUUGGAGUUUGUACACUAUGCACAAUCGGAUAAGGUAAAAUACAGCAAUGCCAAGAAUA